AUGAGGACAGUGACGACCCCCGGCCAACAACCAACAAAGGCUCUGCUGUCCCCCACAGAAUUUCUUCUGUGGGAAAUACAUUGGAAAAAGCUAUUAAAACCUAUUCUAACCAAAUACGACCUUAAGGAGGUGCUGGGAGAUGGCGCCGAGGGCCUGGAGGCGCUGGCAGGGGAAGGGGAAUUUAGUAAACCAGAAGAUCAGAUCCUCCUUCCCGACAACCUGCUAAAUGACAUCCGAGAAGCUGGGAAGGAGGCCCUACUAAAAAUACCUGAUGGAACCACCCCUCUCCAGAACUUCACAUCCAUCCUCCAGGGCCCUGAUGAGACUUUUAUUAAGUAUAUUGACAGGUUAAAGGAGGCUAUAGACCGGCAGAUUGAGAAUGUCGAGGCCCGAGAAGAACUGCUGCGUAAGAUGGCCUUGACCAACGCCAACCCGGAGACAAAGAAGAUCCUGCGAGCUCUCCCCCAGGAUCCGGAGCCAACCAUCGCCAAGAUGGUCGAGGCGUGCACCAAAGCGGCAUCGAUGGAGCAGACUGUGGCGUUUGCGGGGAAAAACAUUUCGUUGGACCUGAUGGCAGACACCGGUGCGGACGUUACCAUCGUCCCUCAGGCAGAGUGGCCGCGCGACUGGGAGUUAGUGUCCCCUUGUGGCACAAUCUCCAGCAUCGGAGGAGCCGUCAAUUCCCGACGCAAUGCUCCCAGGUUCACGUUUUCGGUUCCGUCUAUCAACCGAGGUGAGCCGUACAAACGGUAUCAAUGGACCACUCUGCCCCAGGGAAUGAAGAAUUCUCCGGUGCUCUGCCAAACCUUUGUGGCACAGGUCCUUUCCCCAAUUUGUCGCCUUUUCCCAGAGGCCAUCAUCCUUCACUAUAUGGAUGAUAUUUUGAUUAGUGCUGCUAGCUCAACAUAUCUACAAGCAGCCUUAGACAGGACAGUUAAAGCCAUCAAAGAUGCAGGCUUUCAAAUUGCGGAAGACAAGAUCCAGCUGUCGUCCCCCUGGAAAUACCUGGGCUUCCUGAUUACGGGAAGGACCGUCGCGCCCCAGUCUCUUGUCAUCAAGGACGACCCACGGACCCUGCGGGAUUUGCAGCAGCUUUGCAGUACCAUCACCUGGAUUCGACCUCUCCUGGGACUCACCACAGAAGAGCUGUCGCCACUUUUCCACCUGCUGAAAGGCGACGGCGACCUGGCAUCCCCACGACAUCUCACACCGGAUGCCCGUGAGGCCUUGGAGAGAGUCGCAGCUGCUAUCAAGUCCCGCCAGGCGCAUCGGGUCGCGCGGUCCCUCCCAAUCCAGUGUGCCAUCCUGGACUUUGGUCCACCCAGAAUGGCAGUCGCAGCAGCCAGAACACCCUGCAGUGACCAGCUUCCUGCAGCAGCACUUUUCAUCAUCGUGUGGUUUCACCUGGCAGGAAGCUGGAUCGUACCACAGCCCAAAGAGAACGUCUGGGUCACGCUGGCAAAGUCCAGCAUCCAGCGGAUCCAGGCGUUGGUAAAGGACUUAAAGACUGAAACUGGGGCUGUGGACGCUGUGAACAAGAUCUUUUCUCAAUGGGGUGUUCCUGGGUGGGCCAUUCCAAUUGUUAAAGGUUUAGUUUGGGUUUUAAUCAUAAUUUUCUUAAUUUCUGUUGCGUUAACCAUCUUUAAGAAAUUGUUAACCAGAACAAUGGGGAAUGUUUUUUUAAUAAACCAAAAAGGGGGAGUUGUGGGAGGGGUCCCCGCCCUCCCUUGGGAGGCAACUUCAAUAUAGCAAAAAGUUGUCAAUCACAUGCUGUUUCCCUCCCCAGUUGAGGCUGUCUGUCAAAGCUUAACACACUCCCCAGUUCUAGAAAGUUCUUCUGUUCUGUUAAUCCCAUUGGACCCUGUUAGAAUGCCACUCCUCUCCUGUAUCCCGAUUGGUUCAUUACAUGUCACCCCAUCCC
This is a messenger RNA of Vidua chalybeata, 1921 nucleotides long. RefSeq lists its product as uncharacterized. The coding region runs from base 1 to 1749 and encodes 582 amino acids. The transcript has 5 exons. Gene Ontology annotation, biological process: proteolysis; RNA-templated DNA biosynthetic process; viral process. The record is from RefSeq and is a predicted model, not a curated record. Gene Ontology annotation, molecular function: RNA stem-loop binding; RNA-directed DNA polymerase activity; aspartic-type endopeptidase activity. NCBI's taxonomy places the organism in Eukaryota, Metazoa, Chordata, Aves, Passeriformes, Viduidae.